This is a messenger RNA of Orycteropus afer afer, 881 nucleotides long. The record is from RefSeq and is a predicted model, not a curated record. Lineage: Eukaryota; Metazoa; Chordata; Mammalia; Tubulidentata; Orycteropodidae.
CCCCUCUUCUUUGCCUCUCGUUUUGUUGGUGAAGAUAAUCACAGUGAUGUCUGCAUUCAACCUGCUGCAUUUGGUGACAAAGAGCCAGCCAGUAGCCCUGCGAGCCUGUGGGCUUCCCUCAGGGUCAUGUAGGGAUAAAAAGAAUUGUAAGGUGGUCUUUUCCCAGCAGGAACUGAGGAAGCGGCUAACACCCCUGCAGUACCAUGUCACUCAGGAGAAAGGGACUGAAAGUGCCUUUGAAGGAGAAUACACACAUCACAAAGAUCCUGGAAUAUAUAAAUGCGUUGUUUGUGGAACACCAUUGUUCAAGUCAGAAACCAAAUUUGACUCCGGUUCAGGUUGGCCUUCAUUCCAUGAUGUGAUCAGUCCUGAUGCAAUCACCCUCACAGACGACUUUUCCUACGGGAUGCACAGAGUGGAAACCAGCUGCUCUCAGUGUGGUGCUCACCUUGGGCACAUUUUUGAUGAUGGACCUCGUCCCACCGGCAAAAGAUACUGCAUCAACUCAGCUUCCUUGUCUUUCACACACGCAGAGAGCAGCGGUGCUGAGGGAGGCAGUGGCGUCGUCAGCCCUGCCCAGGCCGACAAAACUGAGUUGUAGGAUGGAGAGGAACAGAAACCAAGUGUUCUUAAUGCACAGCUUCUUUAAAAAACAAACAACAACAACAACAAAACACAAUAUUGUCUAUCUUAAUAGAUAUAUUUUUCCAAAAAGUGUAAAGGCAUUUUUGUGCUAUUGGUAUUUUUCCUUCUUUUGCUUAAACAGAGGUUUGGCCACCAAUGUAUUUUGCUAUUGACUAGAUCCAGAACUGUUUAUAGCUUUAGUGAUGGAGAUGGUUUGUGAAACUUCUUCAAAAGCCAUUUAAGUACCAUUUGAUAUU